AGCCGCCAUAUGGCCAAUAGGCUCUCUCUGUUUCACACUCAUUCUCCCCAGGCACUGCCAUACAUCGCCUUCCGUUAUGGUCUCCAUCUCUGUUCACACCAAGUCGAAAUCACAUGCGCCUGGAAAUCCACCAUCUGCCGAGAGAAGCUGGCGGAUGUCAGCAGAAGCCGGACCAGCAGCAAGACCUUGCUGACGCUCCAGCUGGAGAGGAGGAGACAUCAAGGCCCACGUCUGUUGAGCUGCUUUCUGAACAUCGACUUCAUUCUUCUUUUGUUUCAGCUGUAGCUGAGUGAGAUCAAUUACGGCAGGUGACAAACACAAGGAGACAGAAACGCAGAGGCAGAGAGGAAGGAGAAGAGGCCAGCACCCCUGGGGAAGGAGAGCACUUCCACCGCCGCAGCCUGCAGCAGUGAGGCGUGUCCCUGCAGCGAUGGAGACUUUGGGCACGGUGGUGGGUAGCGUGCUUGCCGUGCUUGCCGUCUUGGUUCUGCAUCUGGGUCUGGUCCCCGUCAUGGCUCAGCAAAAUGAACUGCAGGUCGGGGUCGCAGGACAGACGGUGACCCUGAGCUGCAGAGGCAUACCUCACGACACAGGGGUGACCUGGAGGUACUACAGGCUUGUUGUAAGGCAGUUUAAAAGUAACCAUUUGAGAGGCAAAGCCACCAUGACGGAUCGAUCUGAAAUCAGCUCCACCAGUAAGCACCUGAAGGUGUGGGACCUGAAGCUCUCCGAUGCUGGCAUCUACACCUGUGAUUCUGGCUCUCGCACAGUCAGUAUCUCACUGCAUGUCUUUCAACUGACAAUCUCUCUGGACGGACACUUCCUACCAAAAGAGGUCCCCGAGCUGAUUUUAAUGCAAAAUUCAUCCCAUCCUCUACCCCACCUCAGCAUCACAUUGUUUGACAGUAACAAUCACACCGUGACACCACAACUACAAAACAAGACCCCUCAAAAAUACAUACUGAUGUUAAAGCAACUGAAGGCUACGGACAAUGGGACUUGGACGUGUCAUGUCCAUUCAGACUCUCCAUUGAUUGAUCACAACAUCACCUUUGAUGUGAAGGUAUUAGGUUUUCAGAAUCCAGAUUUGGAAAGAAAGUAUGCAGCUGUCGAUAGCACUGUCACCUUGUCAUGGCGUCUGAACUUCCAGAAGGUAAAAUGGCAAGAAGGUUUCACAGGCCAGCUGAGCUGGAAGCAAAAGGAAAGUGCGACUGCUCAUGAGCUGCUUGAUUUCAACAUCACGGCACGAGGAGAGCAGCACGAGACCAAAAAAAGCAGCCCCUUGCGGUUUGAGAUACCUGAAAGCAAACCUCAAAGUGCCAUAGAAGUGAAAAUCCCCAAAGUCCAUUUCAGCCACUCUGGGCAGUACUGGUGCCGGCUGGCGUACAGCAGGAGGUACACACAGAGCCAGAUAGAGCUGCUGGUGAUGAAAGUCUCGGCUGACCCUGCUGGGCCGCUCCCCAGCAGGGCUGAGGUGACCCUCACCUGCCAGGUCUCCAGUCCGCUCCCACCCAAUGCCCACUUGCUCUGGGAACGUGUGAAUGGGACUCAGGUGGACGUCAAGAAGUCAAAGCAGCACGAAGUGAAGGUGGAGGUGAAUGUCAGUGCUGCAGGGCUGUGGAACUGUCACCUCAUGGAAGACAACGAGAGGAAGAUCAGCCUUCACUACCUCGUGGAGGAAGCUCCUGUUUGGAUUAGCUAUAUGGCAAUCGGAGCAAGCGUCGGAGGCAGCAUAUUGGUGUUUGGCCUUGCAUGCCUGUGCAUCAUCAACGGCAUAAGCUGGCAGCGGAGAAGGCAACGGGCAAAAAGGAUGGCACGAGCAAGACAAUACUUGCUGGAAAACAAGACAUGUCAGUGCCAACACCAGCUGAAUAAGUAGUAUUGCAGCACUGGAGUCAGAAGGACUGAUGAAGUCUCUGCCUGUACCAAAACACCUGCCAGCCCAUAGUGCUCUGUGCAUCCAUCUCCCUUUCUCCUGUUUUGAUGUAAUUCUGGAUUCCUUCAUCAUUCCCUCAGUCUAAUGCCAUGGAGGGUUGCUGUCUGGCUAGCAGCCGACAGACAAGUCAAGAAACCCUUAAGAGUUAUGAUUGAUCCCCAGUUCUAUAAUGAGAGACACUGAACAGAAGAGAGAGAUAUGUACAUAUAUAUAUGUGCCUGCAUUUUGCUCAUGCACUUAAUUUGACCUUCUUGUGGAACUAAUUUUAUGCACUGCUUUUAUCUGCCUGAGAGACAAUAAAUUACUUCAGGGUUGG
Messenger RNA from Falco peregrinus (peregrine falcon), 2252 nucleotides. RefSeq names its product T-cell surface glycoprotein CD4. The record is from RefSeq and is a predicted model, not a curated record. Gene Ontology annotation, biological process: interleukin-15-mediated signaling pathway; positive regulation of ERK1 and ERK2 cascade; T cell activation. Gene Ontology annotation, cellular component: external side of plasma membrane; membrane raft. The coding region runs from base 431 to 1879 and encodes 482 amino acids. The transcript is spliced from 10 exons. Gene Ontology annotation, molecular function: protein tyrosine kinase binding; MHC class II protein binding. NCBI's taxonomy places the organism in Eukaryota, Metazoa, Chordata, Aves, Falconiformes, Falconidae.